AAAUGCGCUUUGUGUUGUUGCCUGGUCUUGACAGCUGUGGCCUCAAUAGCGUUACAUGAUGCAUUAAAGAACUUUCUUCUUCUUUGCCAAGAACCUUUGCCUUAUCUGAACUUGCAAAUCAUUUUCUUUUUCAGCAAAGUAUAUUUAUUCCGAAAGGUGCACCGGAAAUAACUGCAUGUGGAAAGUCGUGAACCUUCGCUUCCUGAAAUGUAUCAUUUUAGAUUCAGAGAAUCUCUCGGUCGUGGCUGGAUGAUAGGACACAAACAUCAAGAAUAAACAUUGGAGGACAAUUUGUCAAGUCUGUAAGCAUGUUUCCAAGAAUACUUGUACAGUUGGGUCUCCUGUAUGGACUUUGGACUCUGGCUACUGGAAACAUUACUGGAAACACGGCAUGUCAGCAUCAGCCUCUGCCGCUGCUGCUUGUAUCAUUUGACGGCUUCCGAGCCGACUAUCUGCAGAGGUUCCCUAUGCACAAUUUGACCCUUCUGUACAACCAAGGGGUCCUGGUGGAGCAGCUCACCAACGUGUUUGUCACAAAAACCUUUCCCAACCAUUACAGCCUGGUGACGGGACUCUAUGCAGAGUCUCACGGUAUCCUUGCCAGCUCCAUGUACGACCCCAUCAGCCACAAGCACUUCCAUGUGAGCAACAGCAGUGACCCAAUGUGGUGGAAUGAGGCGACACCUGUCUGGCUCUCAGCAGAUCAAACAGGCUACAGGACGGGGAUUGCCAUGUGGCCUGGCUCUGAUGUGGAAAUCCACAACCAUACGCCCACACACUUCUUACCUUACAACCCUCAUGUGACCUUCCAGGAGCGUUUGGGCAAUGUGACCAAUUGGUUACUGGGAAGUGAGAAGGAGGAAGGAGUGAUGUUCGCAGCCAUCUAUUGGGAGGAGCCAGACCGUUCAGGACAUAGAUUUGGACCUGAAAAUACUACGGCCAUAGGCAAAGCGCUGAAGGAAGUUGAUGACAACAUUGGCCUGCUGAUGUCGGAACUAAAGCGGACCGGACUGUGGGGUCGCGUUAACAUUCUGGUGACCAGUGACCACGGCAUGGCUCAGUGCUCGGUCGAUCGCCUCAUCCGACUGGAUGAUUGCUUGCACCCCGACAACUACACACUGGUGGACCUUUCUCCCGUCGCAGCCCUUAUCCCAAACAACAAGCCAGAGGCUGUCUUUGCCUUGCUUGAGAACUGCCACACCCACAUGACUGCAUAUUUGAAGGAGGCCAUCCCUGAUCGUUUGCACUACCGCAACAACGAACGCGUCCAGCCCAUCAUACUGAUUGCCGAUGAGGGAUGGACCAUAAUACAGCGAGGGAAUCGACUGCCGAGAUUGGGCGAUCACGGUUAUGACAACUCCCUACCCAGCAUGCACCCCUUCAUGGCGGCUCGGGGACCCAGCUUCCGGAGUGGCUACCGACUGAAGACUUUGCAGAGUGUGGACAUAUACCCGCUCAUGUGCCACCUGUUAGCUGUGCCCCCGCACCGCAACAAUGGUAGCCUGGCCAAGGCCCGUUGUAUGCUCGUGGGCGAAUGCAGCCAGGAUGUGCUGAUGAUUGUCGGUCUGGGGAUGGGUGUCUUAAUCAUGCUUGCCACAUUACCGGUUCUGUUCAAGCUAAUUGCCCGGUGGCUUUGGCCAUCAUCUCCUCGAACCUUCCAGAGACUUGAAGUGGAUCCCAAUGAUGAAGAGGAAUCUCUGCUGGAAUAACUCACCUCAAGCUUCGCCUGCUCAUGCACUUUAUCCAAUGAGGUAGGAGAACCAAAGCCAUUUAGAUCAACUAGCAGCUCAUAGUUUUUUUCUGGAGUUCUACAUUGUUACUUGAAAAUCCUGUUUGAGGAGCACUGUCAUAUGAAGGAGUUCAACCUCCGUCCGUAGGCAGACACUUUCCUGCUGUUGAGGUAAGUUUUAAACCAGUCUGUACGUUCAAAAUUAAGUUCUGUCUUCUUCCGUCCCCUUUUAUGACAAAGCAAAUUACCUUAAUUGAUCUUAUCCAAGUCAACCAAAAAUCUUGCCAAACAAGUUUCCAAGUCGUGUGUAUGCAACACACAAAAUGGCAUAAGCGAGGUUUAAUCACCCAAACAAUGUUUUACUUUGUUACACAUAAGAUUAUGUCUAAAUUCCUCUACAAAUAUGUUUGGUAAAGUUGAUCUGUAUUGUAUUGUUUUUAUUUUUGUAUAGGUCAUACUACUUUUAGUCAGCAGAGGGGGUCAAUAGCCUAUUAGUAGAACGCAUUGAGGUAUUGUAGGGAAACUGAAGUAUUUGUGGAUAAUUUUAUGCAUUGAUGAAACGAUCGUGGCACGCGUUACAUAAUUUUCCACAAUAAAAAGCAGCAGUAUGAAGUAGCACCUUGCAAAGAAAUUGGUGGUUUGUUAUUAAAUAACAUGGAUGUUAUUAAAACUAUGCUUUCUCAGGGAUCUAAUCUCGACAUAAGGAUAACAGGAAAGUAAAAUAAGUCAUAAUUCCUUGUGUCUUUGUGUCCUUGUGGCUUUGUUUUCAGUGUUUUUUGGGUUGGUUUGUCACUUAGCGUUCAAUUCUAUAACAUUUGUGACAUCCUAGACAGACAACAAAUUUAAGCAGACUUCUGGUUGCAUUAUUUCUAUUGUAAUUUUUCCUGGGAUUCCCAAGAAUUGUCACUGAGUCUACAUGGUACUGGUUUGGUAAAAUGGGAUGGAUUCAUUGGUCAAACUAUGUGUGUCUGACCUUUUAGUUAUCUUCUGUGAUGUUGCAUAACUGUAUGUUUUGCACAUUUUAUUUUAUUUCUUUUGGGCGUGCACUGGAAAGACUUUUCAGGUGUAUGAGAUUCUUGUAAUGCCAUGAGAUUUUUUUUGUGUGUGAAUAAACUCCUUGGAAUUGGUAA
Messenger RNA from Syngnathus typhle (broad-nosed pipefish), 2859 nucleotides. It is a transcript of the gene enpp4, whose product is annotated as ectonucleotide pyrophosphatase/phosphodiesterase 4. Bases 309 to 1709 code for a protein of 466 amino acids. The record is from RefSeq and is a predicted model, not a curated record. Lineage: Eukaryota; Metazoa; Chordata; Actinopteri; Syngnathiformes; Syngnathidae. The transcript has 8 exons.